Phacochoerus africanus (Common warthog) is the source of this 5883-nucleotide messenger RNA. It is a transcript of the gene FOCAD, whose product is annotated as focadhesin. The transcript has 44 exons. The coding region runs from base 136 to 5553 and encodes 1805 amino acids. Gene Ontology annotation, biological process: regulation of post-transcriptional gene silencing. The record is from RefSeq and is a predicted model, not a curated record. Lineage: Eukaryota; Metazoa; Chordata; Mammalia; Artiodactyla; Suidae.
UCAACAAAGGCAGCACAUCCGCUCUGGCCCCAAGUCCCUAACUUUUCAUCAAGGAAGUAAUAGUAUUGCCUGGAAGUCACAGACAAGACCAAAACACAAUGAGAAUCUGCAUACAUACAUGUAAGAGAAGCAAAAAUGUCAGAUGAUAUCAGGAAAAGGUUUGAAUUUCCAAAUUCUCUUAUCCAGUCACAGGCUGUGGGUCAUCUUAUUGCUGCAGUUCUAAAGGAAAAUGGUUUUUCAGAAAAGAUCCACCAGUCCACAAACCAGACUCCUGCUUUGAACUUACUGUGGGAGAAGUGUUGCAGCGAAAAUGUUGUGGUUCGAACAGCCUGCUGUGAGGGUCUGGUGGCCCUUGUUGCUCAGGAUCACGCGGAGUUCAGCUACGUUCUCAAUGGGAUACUCAACCUGAUUCCAUCGACCAGGAAUACACAUGGCUUGAUAAAAGCCAUUAUGAAAUUAUUACAAAUCCAAGCUCUCAAGGAGGGACAGGGUGGGGAGAAGAAUAUUCAGGAUAUAUAUAAUAUUAGAAACCAUCCUCAGCCUUUGAUCACUGUGCUUGAACACAGACCUGAUUGCUGGCCAGUACUUUUACAGCAGCUGACAGCUUUUUUCCAACAAUGCCCUGAAAGGUCAGAAGUUUCAUGUAUCCAAAUAAUGGCACCGUUUCUAUGGUAUCUAUAUUGUGAACCAUCCCAGUUACAAGAAUAUGCUAAGCUCCGACUAGCUCUGCUCAAAGUCUUACUUCAACCCCGGGUUCUCUGUGACAAAGAACAACCAUCAAUACUGGAACAGCAGAUACUUCAACUGUGUUGCAACAUGGUUCCAUGUUUGCAGAUAAAAGAUUUGAUACAGACAACAGAAGUGAUGCUGUUUAUUGAAGAAGUAUAUUUAAGCCUUUUGCGUCAUCCCAGUUUUUGGAAAAUUCAACUUACCGAGCUGACACUUCAGCUGCUCUGUGUCUGUGAAGUCAGCCUAAACAUAACUGGGGAAUGCUCAUCUUUAAUUCACCUUUUAGAACACAGUGUUGAGCUUCUGAGGGAGGAUUUUCCUGUUGAACCAGUCAUAAUUGGGAUAGCUUUACUACUUCUACAGACUCCAGCAAGUCAACAGAAGCCAAUCUUAAGUCUAGCUUUGAAGCUCCUCACUUCUGCUGAGGGUCAGAAAAUCCCAAAGUCAUCUUUGCUGCUCGUGAUGCCCAUUCUGCAGAUAUUAUCUUCUACUGCCUUGGAAGACUGUAUAUCCACGGAUGAAGAAGGACCCUCUAGGCAGCAGUUGGCUCUAAACCUUUUAGAAAUAGUACAGCAAGAGUCUUACAGAGACGACCACCAAAAGCGUUCCUACAAACUUGCAUUCCCCAUAACUGGCAUGUAUGGUUCAGUAUUUACAGCCUGGAGGAUCCUUGAAGUAAUGAGAGAAGAGUCUGCAGCAAGUGACUGGUUGGCUUCGGUGGAGUCCUUGCUUCCUAUUACCACAGUGAUCCCGGUGCAUGUUUUCCUUCUGCUGGCUUACCUUCUUGUUGAAGAUAAAGGACGAAAUCUCCGCCAGACACUGAAAGUCACUACGGAAUUAGCCCAAGCUGAUUCCUCUCAGGUACCAAAUCUGAUUCCAGUUUUGAUGUUCAAAUUAGGAAGACCACUGGAACCCGUGUUAUACAAUGAUAUCUUGUAUACUUUACCUACACUUGGUGUUCACAAGGUAUGCAUAGGACAAAUUCUACGAGUAAUCCAACUUCUUGGAACCACUCCACAACUAAAAGCUGUCACUUUGCGCUUGUUGACAUCUUUGUGGGAAAAGCAGGAUCGUGUCUAUCCUGAACUGCAGCGUUUCAUGGCCUUGUCUGACGUGCCCUCUCUGUCUGUGGGCAAGGAGGUCCAGUGGGAGAAACUGAUUGCUAAAGCAGCGUCAAUCAGAGAUAUAUGUAAGCAAAGGCCAUAUCAGCAUGGUGCAGAUAUGUUGGCAGCUAUUUCCCAGGUGUUGAAUGAAUGCACCAAGCCUGACCAAGCUACUCCAGCAGCCUUGGUAUUACAAGGUCUUCAUGCACUCUGCCAAGCUGAGGUGGUUUGUAUUCGAUCCACUUGGAAUGCUCUCUCUCCAAAGCUGAGUUGUGACACGAGACCUCUCAUUCUGAAGUCCCUCAGUGAUUUGUUUGCUCUGGUUCCUUCCUUAACAGUCAAUACAGCUGAAUAUGAGAAUUUUAAAGUUCAAGUCCUCAGCUUCCUCUGGAACCACACUCAAAAUGAGGACCCAGUCGUAGCAAAUGCUGCAUAUAAAUCUCUGUCACACUUUAGUGCUGGAGAGCACACCAUUCUUCAUCUGCCUGAAAAGAUAAGACCAGAAAUCCAAAUUCCUGAUGACCUUGAUGAAGAUGAAGAUGAGGAGGGUGAUGAGAAGGACAUGGAUCUUUCCAUUCCUGGCUCUUGCUAUCUCAAACUGUUGUCACUCACUGAUCCUUUGGUUUUACCAGCUUUGGAGGAAUUUUUUACAUCACUUGUGAAACAAGAAAUGGUGAAUAUGCCCCGUGGGAUUUAUCACUCUGCAUUGAAAGGAGGCGCCCGCAUAGACCAAGGAAAGACUGUAGCAGGAAUCCCCAAUUUUAUGUUGAAAAUGUAUGAAACAAACAAGCAACCUGGUUUGAAACCUGGCCUUGCAGGUGGUAUGUUAUUUUGUUACGAUAUUUCAACAUAUCAGAGUAAGGAUGGCAAACCAUUGAAUCGACUGAUGGCCAGUAGAGGGAGAAGCUUCAAGCAGACCUCACUAGCUUUAGUGCAUGAGGUUCACAUCCAGCUUUCUGAGUGGCACCGUGCAAUUUUUCUUCCACAGGCCUGGCUCGCAUAUAUGAAUCGUGCUUAUCAUGCCAUUUUACAGGGAAGGAUAGGAGAGCUGGAGUUGCAGUUAAAACAUGGAAAAGAAGGACCGGAGGAGGUGCAAUACAAAAAAAGCACAGCCUGGCUCUGGGUUCGAGACAUGUUGACUGAUGAGGUCACCAAAGCAGCUGCAAAAGACAGCCCAGUGGUCAAAGGCAACGCGCUGUUAGCCUUAAGCAGCCUUGCUGUCAUCGUUUCCAAACAUGAAGCCAGCCUUUCCUCAGACUCUGAGGGGGUCCUGGAGGUUCAACCUAAUUUCUUUCCAAUGAAAGAGUGGCUUUUCAUGGUGUUCGAUACUCUUCUGGUUAUUGUUGAUAGCCAUUACCAACCCAGAGGACACCUUUUCUCUUCAUUUUAUUAUAAAUCCUAUUCUGGUGAAAACACAGCCAGUGCUAUUGCCCGUUCUGCGGCUGCCACAGCUUUGUCUCUCCUUGUGCCAGUUUUCAUUAUCUCUUGCAAAGAGAAGGUUGAGGAAAUCCUGAACAUGCUGACUGCCAGGUUACCUGGGAAACCGAGUGCUGAUGAGUCUCAAGCCGUGCAAAUCCACAUGGGCCUUGCUUUGGGGAUGUUUCUGUCUCGCUUGUGUGAGGAGAAACUCAGUGAUAUAUCUGGCCAACAGAUGAAACUUCUUCUGAUGAAGUCUUUGGAUGCUCUGGAAAAUUGCUGCUUUGACACUAGUCUUGAAUACAACACGGGCUGUAUCCUGGGAGUUGGACUCGUCCUAUCCCUCAUGAGCCACAGCAGCCAAACAGAGUCUCGAGUCCAUGUGGCAGCCUCCCUCCGGAAGCUCUCUGCCUACCUUGAUGACAGCGGAAGCCAGAGCAGAACGUUUCAGGAGGUCCUUGCCUAUACCCUGAGCUGUGUAUGUACAUCCGCAUUCAGUGCCGGAAUUAUUGAGUCUGUGGAGGCUGAAGAUAUUAUGAACAAGCUUCGACUGUUAGUGGAGAACAACCAACAGACUUCAGGUUUUGCUCUGGCAUUAGGAAAUGUAGUUCAUGGCUUGUCUGUAUGCGGACAUGGAAAAGCUGAAGACUUGGGCAGCAGACUUCUCCCUGCCUGGAUCAAAAUUGUCCUAACACAGGGCGCUCCCACAAUGCUUUGUUUGGCAGCUCUUCAUGGCAUGGUGGCCUUGGUAGGCUCUGAAGGGGAUGUAAUGCAGCUGAAGUCAGAAGCCACCCAGUCCUCUCAUUUUCAAGGCAGACUUAAUGAAGUCAUUAGAACUUUAACUCAGGUCAUCAGUGUGUCUGGGGUGAUUGGUCUUCAGUCAAAUGCAAUCUGGCUUCUAGGACAUCUUCAUCUGUCUACUCUGUCUUCAAAUCAAAGUAGAACCUCAGUUCCUACUGACUAUUGCUAUUUGCCUGAAAGCAGUUUUAUUAGAGCAGCCAUUGGUUUCUUCAUUACAGGAGGAAAAAAAGGUCCUGAAUCUGUGCCUCCUUCCCUUCUCAAAGUAGUGAUGAAACCCAUAGCAACUGUUGGAGAAACCUACCAGUAUCCUCCUGUGAACUGGGCUUCACUCCUCUCUCCACUUAUGAGGCUAAACUUUGGUGAAGAGAUACAGCAACUGUGUCUUGAAAUUCUGGUGACCCAGGCUCAGUCUUCCCAAAAUGCAUCCGCACUUUUGGGAAUGUGGGUGAUGCCACCACUGCUCCAUGGUCUGAGUCUGAACAUCAAGAAAUACCUCCUAGUAUCUGUGCCUUUGUGGAUAAAACACGUCUCUGAUGAACAGCUUGUGGGUUUUGUUGAAAGCUUACUGGUGGCAGUUUUUAAUACAGCUUCCCCACUUUCCAAUCCUGAGUUAUGCCCAAGUGCCUUACAGGGUCUAAACCAGGCCAUGAAACUGCCCAGCCCUGCUCACCACCUCUGGAGUCUGCUCAGUGAAGCUACUGGGAAAAUUUUUGACCUUCUGCCAAAUAAGAUUCGGAGAAAUGAUCUAGAGCUGUAUAUCAGUGUAGCAAAAUGCCUUUCCGAAAUGACAGAUGAUGAAGCCAAUCGAGUUGCCCAGAUUACCCAGAGUAGCGUAGAAAAAGCUGCCUUUGUCAGACUGUACUUGGUCUCUCAAGGACGAUUCCCCUUGAUGGGCUUGACUGAUGUGCUCAGCGUUGCUGUCCAGCACCAUGAGAAAGACACACUGGGCUGGAUGAUACUGCACAGCUUAUAUCAGGCCCGCAUUGUGAGCCACGCCAACACCGGGGUUUUGAAGAGAAUGGAGUGGCUCUUGGAACUGAUGGGUUAUAUCAGAAAUGUUGCUUACCAGUCAACGUCUGUUCAGAACAAGGCCCUUGAUGAGGCUUUGGACUUCUUGUUGCUGAUAUUUGCAACCGCAGUGGUUGCAUGGGCAGAUCACGCUGCUCCUCUCCUCCUCGGCCUCAGUGCCAGUUGGUUGCCAUGGCAUCAGGAAAAUGGCCCAGCUGGGCCAGCAUCAAACUUCCUUGGCAGGAGUCCAUUGCACAGGGUCACUCUGCAGGAGGCUCUCACUCUCCUUCCCAGUAGCAUGCCUCUUCUGCUUCAGAAAGAGCCAUGGAAGGAGCAGACCCAGAAGUUCAUUGACUGGCUAUUCAGCAUCAUGGAAAGCCCUAAAGAAGGCCUCUCAGCAAAAUCCAGGGAUCUUUUAAAAGCCACCCUGCUGUCCUUGAGAGUUCUCCCAGAGUUUAAGAAGAAAGCCGUAUGGACCAGAGCAUAUGGUUGGUGAACAGUUUUUGCGGUAACCAGCAACAUUCUCAGCUGAAUGAGGAAAACCAUGCAGACAGGAGGAAUUUUUCAGAAUUAGUGUCUGGGAUUACUGAGACAUGAUGCAGAGGGCUGAGGGUCAUGAAAGGGUGGCUACAUAACUGACAGCUUGAACCAUGCACGCCAGGAGACGGAAGGGCCAUUGCUACGGUAUCCAGGGCAGUUGAGACUGACACAAGAACUUGAAUUUUCUUUUAUUUCACUAGAGUUCAAUCUGAAGAUUUUCUUUGUGAAAAAUUGAAUAUAUAAUCCCCCCAAAAAAAAUUCUAGUAAAAUAAUCUUGUGAAUUUUG